CCAAAAAUUGCAUUUAUUUAUGUGGUGUGUGUGUGUGUGUGUGUGUGUGUGUGUGUGUGUGUGUGUGUGUGUACACCCAUUUGAGACUCUUGUGACACAUGAACAUAUCAUGAUAGGAAUGUAGAGGUCAGAGAACUUGCAGGACUCAGUUCUUUCCUUCUACCAUGUGGGGCCCAGUCAUCAUAGCAAGUGCCUUAACUGCUGAGCUGUCUUACUGGCUGCAGUUUAAUGUUUUGAAGGUCUGUGUUUGGCUCCUCCAUGGAGGAGUGUGUAAUACAUGUUGUUGAUGUUUCUUUCUUUCUUUCUUUCUUUCUUUCUUUCUUUUUUUUUUUUCAAAGAGUUAAAACACAUCAUAAUGUCUUACUUAAAACAAACUCUGAGCUCUAUUUUGUGGUUCUUCUCAACCAAAAAUACUUUUAUUUUUUGGCUGUUAAUUAACUGUGUAGCUGAGGAUGACCUUGAAUUGCUGGUCCUGUCUCCCUCCAGAAUGUUAGAGUUAGAGGCCAUGAGCACCAGAGCUGGUGUGCUAGAUGGUUCUGACGCAAGCUGGAGCUCGCAAAUAGGAGGAUGGGAGCAGAGGAGAGCCUCCACUGAGAAAACGCCUCCAUAAAAAUUGGCCUGGAGGCAAGCUGAUAGGGCAUUUUCUUAAUUGUGAUUCAUUUGGGAAGGUCCAGCCCAUUGUGUAUGGUGCCUCCUCUGGGCCGGUGGUCCUGGGUUCUAUAAGAAAGCAGGCUGAGCAAGCCAUGUGGAACAAGCCAGUAAGCAGCACCCCUCCAUGGCCUCUGCACCAGCCUCUACCUCCAGGUUGCUGCCCUGCUUGAGUUCCUGCCCUGACUUCCUUUAGUGAUGGACUACGAUGUGUGGAGGUGUAAGCCAAAUUAACCAUUUCUCCCCCAGGUUGCUUUGUCCAUGGUAUUUCGUCACAACAAUAGGAACCCUAACUAGGACACCUGGGUUAUUUUAUCUUAAGAAUGUAUCUACUGCUCUUUUCCUUCUUUGCAAGAUGGUGGGUGAAAAAGCCAAAAAGCCUGACACAAAAGAGAAACCAGCAGCCAAGAAGGCUGGUGGUGAUGCCGCUGGUGCAGCCAAAAAGGGUGACCCUAAGGUUAAAAAGCCCAAGAAGGGGAGGCCCCAUUGCAGCAGAAACCCUGGCCUGGUUAGAGAAAUUGGCAGGUACUCCCAAUCUGCUAUGUAUUCCAGAAAGGCCCUGUACAAAAGAAAAUACUCAGCUGCAAAAACCAAGGUUGAAAAGAAGAAGAAAAAGGAGAAGGUCCUUGCCACUGUCACUAAACCACUUGGCAGUAACAAGAACGGUGGUACCUGGGUGGUUAAGCUUCGAAAAAUGCCCAGGUGUUACCCUACUGAAGAUGUUCCUCGGAAGCUGCUGAGCCAUGGCAAGAAGCCCUUCAGUCAGCAUGUAAGGAAGCUUCGAGCCAGCAUCACUCCAGGGACUGUCCUGAUCAUCCUCACCGGGUGCCACAAGGGCAAGAGGGUGGUUUUCCUGAAGCAACUGGGCAGCAGCUUGCUACUUGUGACAGGACCUCUUGCCCUCAACAGAGUUCCUCUGCAAAGAGCACACCAGAAAUUUGUCAUUGCCACCUCUACAAAAGUUGAUAUCAGCAAGGUUAAAAUCCCCAAACACCUGACUGAUGCUUACUUUAAGAAGCAGCAGCUGCGCAAGCCCAGGCACCAGGAGGGCGAGACUUUCGACACAGAGAAGGAGAAAUAUGAGAUUACAGAGCAGCACAAGGCCGAUCAGAAAACUAUGGACUCGAAGCUUUUGCCAAAGAUCAAAGCUGUUCCUCAGCUCCAGGGCUACCUGAGGUCUCAGUUCUCUCUGAGAAACGGGUUUUUCGAGACAGGGUUUCUCUGUGUAGCUUUGGAGCCUAUCCUGGCACUCUGGAGACCAGGCUGGCCUUGAACUCACAGAGAUCCGCCUGCCUCUGCCUCUGCCUCCCGAGUGCUGGGAUUAAAGGCGUGCGCCACCAACGCCCGACUACAAACUGUUUUUUAAAAUUGCUAUCAACCUAAUUAAACAGCUUCAUAUGUUAAAAAAAAAGAAUGUAUCUACUUGAGGGAUAGUACAGAGAGGAAAGUGUAGACAUUGCAGGGACCCCGGUGUCUCCUCAUAUCUGUUCCCGCUCAUUUGCUCUAGAAAUCUUUCCCUCCCUUCUUUACCAGAGUGUUACUUUGAAUUACCUGAUAGAGCUGGAGACAUGGCUCAGCAGUUAAGAGCACUGGCUGCUCUUACAGAGGACCUAGAUUCAAUUCCCAGCUCCCACAUGGCAGUUCACAACUGUCUAUAACUCCAGGAUCCAACACAGACAUACAUACAGGCAAAACACCAAUGCACAUAAAAUAAAAAUAAAGUUAAAAAAAGAAUUACCUGAUAAUUAUAGUGCUGAACAUUAAAUGUUUUUAUCCCUUUG
Cricetulus griseus (Chinese hamster) is the source of this 2429-nucleotide messenger RNA. NCBI's taxonomy places the organism in Eukaryota, Metazoa, Chordata, Mammalia, Rodentia, Cricetidae. The record is from RefSeq and is a predicted model, not a curated record.